CAGUUUCAUUUCAGAAUCCCCGUCCACCACUCGAAUACCCCACGUCCAACGCCACUCGAAUUCCCCACCGCCGCCGCCGCCGUCGCGGCGUCAUGCUCCUCCUCCGGCAGCGCGUCCUCUCCCAUCUCCUCUCCGGCGCGCCCUCUCCUUCCACCUCCCCCCUCCUCUCCCUCCACCGCCUGCUCUCCACCGCCGCCACCGCCGCGCCCGCCGUUUCCCCGAACCCUAGCUUCGCCGUGGAGGAGUACCUCGUCUCCACCUGCGGCCUCACCCGUGCCCAGGCACUCAAGGCCUCCGCCAAGCUCCCCCACCUCAAGUCCCCCGCCAACCCCGACGCCGUCCUCUCCUUCCUCGCCGGCCUCGGCCUCUCCGGCGCUGAUGUCGCGGCCGUCGUCGCCAAGGACCCGCGGUUCCUCUGCGCCGGCGUGGAGAGAACCCUGGCCCCCGUCGUCGCUGGGCUCACCGGGCUCGGCCUGUCACACCGUAAGAUCGCGCGCCUCGUCUCGCUCGCCCCCGGCAACUUCCGCCACACAUCCGUCGUCUCCAAGCUAGAGUACUACCUGCCGCUCUUCGGCUCCAUUGACAACUUGCUCCGGCCCCUCAAACACUGCUCUGGCUUCCUCGGCUCCCACCUCGAGAGGGUGGUCAAGCCCAAUGUCAAGCUCCUAGCAGAGUGCGGGCUAGGUGCUAGCGAUGUUGCUAAGCUGUUCAUCCGUGAGCCAAGGAUGAUUAGCGCCAAACCAGGGCGUGUCCUGGCGAUGGUUGCGUGCACCGAACGUCUAGGUGUGCCCCGUGACUCUGGAAUGUUCAGGCAAGCGCUGCACACUGUCUCAUGCUUCAGCGAGGACAAGAUCGCUGCCAAAGUGGACUACUUGAAGAGGACACUUAGGUGGUCAGAUACCGAGGUUGGCAUUGCUGUGUCCAAGGCUCCGGUUUUGCUGACAAGAUCAAAUGGCGUGCUGCAGCGUAUGUCAGACUUCCUGAUCUCUGAGGUGGGGUUGGAGCCGGCCUACAUUGCUCAUCGUCCCGCUAUGCUCACUUGCAGCCUGGAGGGACGGCUCAGGCCCCGCUACUAUGUUAUGAGGUUUCUUAAGGAAAGUGGAUUGCUAAAUCAUGACAGAGACUACUAUAGUAUGGUGGUGGUCCGCGAGAAGGUAUUUGUCGAGAAGUUCAUAUGCCCUCACAAUCAAGCUGCACCUCACCUUGCUGAAGACUAUGCAGCUGCUUGCACAGGGCAGGUGCCUGCUACAUUCACAUUUACAUGAACCAAGAAGCAGGAAAAUGGAUUGCUAGAGCGCGAGUGGAACUACUAUUCAGCAGUCUUGGUUACUGGGAAAAAUUUCAUGGAAAAGUUGGUAUGCCCAUACAAGGAAGCUGCCCCCACCUUGCCAAAACCUAUGCUGCCAGUUGUAAGGGAAGUGCCUUCUAGUUUCAGAUUUACAAGACCAAUAAUGGGCUAUGUGAAUUUGUAACUACGUAUGUCUACGUGCAGUGAGCUGGUAAUUUUCGUCUCAGUGUUCUAUGCCUAACUAGAUGUUGUUGUUUGUCUGCUAUAGUAUGUCUGGUACAUGUUAAUUAAGUGUCGCCAAUCCUGGAUGAAACUGAUAAUUUCAUUUUAGAGUGCUUGUAUGUCCAUUACAUGAUUUGGUAGAGAAGAACUAAGAGAGUGUGACAUCAGGGCAUUCACCUGUUCAUUGUGAUGUCAUAUUGUCAGGGCAUUCUGCAAAUGCUUUCAAAUAUAUUAAUGAAGAGUAUAUCUGCAUGCCUUAUAUGUUUAUGUUCUCAAUUGCCAUUUCAGCUUUCAAUGCAAUCCUGAGUCAAUCUAUCUUUCCAUGAAAAAAGGUUCUCUUUUUUGCCAUGAAGAUGAUAUGAAGCCCCAAAAUUCGUUAAACAUCUUUUUUGGUGGAAACAAAUCUGGAAUUAACGUGUUAGUCACUGUUGAGGUUGCAGUUUUGAUCUAGUCUGUUUAUUUGCUUCCUCUAAGCUGAAACUCUUCAUUCUUCCUGCAGUAGCUUUGUUUGUAAGAUAUUAACUGUUGUGAAAGCAGGUCAUUGUUUACUAGUAGUUUGUAUCAGUUUUUUCGUUUAUUUUUCUCUUAUAUUCUUGGAUGGCUACUCGCUGAUGCUUUUCCUCGGAGCGUCUUUUGUCAAAACUGAAUACUUCAGUAGUUGGCUAGUAGCAUUUUGUUGGCAGCCCACCCAUCUAGCACUACUUAACAGAUAUUUCAAAGACCCUUGUAUUUGUAGCGGAUACACAAAAUGAUGCUUGUAUGGUAUGGUUCCGAAAAACAGAGUGCAUUUCAUACACUAUGAAGGAACUUAUGUUAAGGUAAUCUUAAAAAGGGUCAUGACAUUACCAUGUUAUUCUCUGCCAUACUUGUUAACUAUUUUUAUUCCAUAUUAGCACUAUUUAUAUAGAUGCUAGGAGAUCUUUAUGCCUUGGCAUAUUUUUGUAGGGAUCUUAUGUACCAUCCUCUGUUUUAUAUUUUUGCAUUUUUAGAUGCUCUUCUAUAUUUGCUUCAGUUGUGUUGGUUACAAUCUCUUCUGAAGACAUGUAGGCAGGAAUUGGAGAAAAGAGAAUGAAGAUGUCGAAGAUUGUUACCUUAGCAAAGAGAUGGUACCAGAGAUGAUAUCUUAACCAAGCUUGGUCUUAACAUUUAAGAGAAUGCAGUAUUUUUUUCUCAGUUACAGUGAAUGUCAUCUUUUCGUACACUUUUUUCAGUUAAAUCUCAGUCUAGGCAUGCAAGUACUAGCUGUCAGAUUGUCAGCGUAGUUAAAGAAUCUUGGAGAAUUGCAAACACAGAAAUUGUAGACAUGCUUGUCUACCUCAAAUUAAGAAUCAAGAUGUGUGAGGAGAGGAUGGUGAACAUAUGUUAGGCUGUAGAAAUUGGAAUAAAUGAGAUCUCAGCUGUGUGCUUGCAGUAACACAAAGGAGAUGGGCACAUGCUAUUAUUGGCGCAGAGCUCUGAUUUGAAAUGAAGAUCAGUUGUGUGUCUCUUCUCUAGUGCCUAGUUUAGCCUGUGGGAAUUAUACAAAUAAUAUUAAUGCAAUUAAGGCGAGGGGAAGGGGUCUAUUAAGGAACGAGGUGACUUGCCAAGUGAGUAUGAUUCUUUUUAAAGUAGUUUCCUUGAGUAAGAAUUGGCUGGGCAAGCAUGACUGAUUUACUGAAUGUUGUAGAUUGAUGUGGCUUUCUUACUUUCUUGAGAAGAAGUGAUGAAACUAGAUAUAGAUGCUUAGUUCUUUCUUCUUCUUUCAGGAGAUCAGCCAAGCAUGGUGGCUGGGGAUUUGCUAUACUACACAUGAUUCUGAAGGCUCUGUUAGUUGAUGAUGCCUGAGACUUCCUUCAGUUACAAGUAUUUAUUCAAGUGUUGAUGAUGCCUUUCUCCUUCUGAAUUUUACAAGUUGUGCAAUCCUUCUGAACCUGAUACUUGCAUGAUAAUUUACUUUCACACUAGAACAUUUUCUUUUUCGCUUACUCUGGGAUAGGAACUUGUGCUCUAAACUUUCUUUUGUACACAGGGAAACUUCUAGUGUUAUCAAAUGGUCUUUGCUUUUACUCCACCUCUAUGAGCACUGUUGCCGAAGAAUGGGUUAUUGAAAAUAUUUGGGCAAAGAAGCUGCUGUUCAGUCGAUGGUUGAAUUUAGCACCAGCUAGUGCUGCAAUUGCUUAUUAUUUUAAUAGAAAGCCACAAAUGAUCGAGGCGCUAUGCAGUAUGUGAAUUAUGUGUUUUCAUCUUCAUCUAUACAGUUUUAUUGAGUCAACCAUGCAUGCCAUCACUUUUUUCUGGAGUUGAUAAUCGAAUGUAAACAAACAUAUUUCUCUGUUUUCCAUCCAUAUAUUUGCCAUGUAAGCAAUUAGAUGUGGAAUUUAAAGCCGCUAGCUAAUUGAUGGUGAUUUACUCAGACUAAUAUAUAGUUUGUCCUUUCUUUUGGUCUUACCAGAGCUUUCCUUUAACGGAAACAGUCAUAAUAGAGCUUUUUAUGUGUAAGGAAUUUGGUGUAUGGACGCAAGCAGAGGGCAGUUAUGAAUAAAGUUCAGCAAGCUAACUGGCUCCUGUGGGCAUUGACAUGCACUUGCACUUCCUCAUGACAAGUUGACACCUCCUUUGACUAGUACAAGUGUGGAGUGGUAAUUGAUAUUUAGGGUGGGAACAAGUUAAAUAUGCACUCUUCCUAAGACUUGAGGAUGAUGCAGCAAUGUAUCAUUCAUAGUAUUGAUUCUGAGGAUGCUCUGAGAUCUGGCAAUACAAACGCAAGGGGCCGAAGGCACUGCUGCGGUCAGGCUGGAUUAUACCGCUGCAGACGCAAGCUUACAUGAUCGCUGGAGGAGAGAAAUGGUUUCAGCCGUGGCACGCGAGAUUACUCGACUCUCUAUUAAGAUGGCGGGGGAAGAUCAGUGUCGCCGUCCAAUCAAGCGUCGCUAGCUGGGGAAGUUGGCAGCAGUCUGGGAGCUGAGGAAGAUGAGAUGAUCGUGUAAUGGCUGGGCUUUUUCGAACCCUAUCUGAAGAUGGUUAGAAACUAUGUGUAAAACCUGCUCUGUUUCUGUUGGAGGAACAGUUAAGACCAUGCUGAUUCA
Messenger RNA from Triticum urartu, 4575 nucleotides. RefSeq names its product transcription termination factor MTERF15, mitochondrial. Lineage: Eukaryota; Viridiplantae; Streptophyta; Magnoliopsida; Poales; Poaceae. Gene Ontology annotation, molecular function: double-stranded DNA binding. Gene Ontology annotation, biological process: regulation of DNA-templated transcription. The record is from RefSeq and is a predicted model, not a curated record.